GUUCCCCGCCGGGCCAGACUCCUGCCACCAUGGACCCCCGCCCACUCCCUUGCGCCCUGGUGCUGCUGCUGGGCACCAGUCUGGCGCUCGCGCUGGGCUCGGCGCCUGCUUCUGGAAUCCCGGAGAAGCUGUGCGGCUACCACUUCGUGCGCGCGCUGGUGCGGGUGUGCGGGGGCCCGCGCUGGUCCUCCGAAGACGGGCGGCGAGUGGCCGGCGGCGACCGCGAGCUCCUGCAGUGGCUGGAAGGCCGACAUCUUCAGGGACUGGCGGCCGAUGGGGACCCCACGCUGGUUCUCGUCCCACAGCUCCUGCCCCAGGCCCCUCGCCAUCUCCGCCACCGCCGGGCAGCCACCGCCAACCCUGCACAUUACUGCUGCCUCAGUGGCUGCACCCGACAGCACCUGCUCACCCUGUGUCCUCACUGAGCCCGCCUGGGUGUGGAUCCAGAGAGCCAGGAGGGCUGGUCUGGCAGGCUCUGGAAGCCACCCAGGGCAUAAACCCCAUCUGGGAGGGCGGUGCCCAGCAC
Molecule: messenger RNA, 526 nt
Organism: Suricata suricatta (meerkat)
Lineage: Eukaryota; Metazoa; Chordata; Mammalia; Carnivora; Herpestidae
Gene: INSL3
Product: insulin like 3
Exons: 2
Coding region: 30-425 (131 amino acids)
Biological process (GO): adenylate cyclase-inhibiting G protein-coupled receptor signaling pathway
Cellular component (GO): extracellular region
Molecular function (GO): G protein-coupled receptor binding; hormone activity
Source: RefSeq, a predicted model, not a curated record